AUGGCUCCUCGGCGCGUGUCUCAUUGUGAAGACCCGGAUUCCGAUAAGGAAGCAGGCAGAGACAAUGAUAUCUACAUUGAUGACAACGAGACAUUCAAAUCAAAAAUCCACAAUGCUUUAGGACCCACAUCAUGGGAGAUAGAUAUGGGCCCCCAAAAUGUCAAUCUCCCCAAUGGUCGACGUACAGCAGUACAGUCUGCAUCAGGUCUAUUGACACCGCCAACAACGCCGCUCAAGAACGCCUCAACUUAUACACCGUCCCCUAGAGCUUCUUCCGCCAGAACGUCUCCAUAUUCAUCAAAAGUACGAAUUAGAGCCAAGAGAUCUUCAGAGCCCACGACACCUUUAAAUGCUAGAAACAGGGUUUCGGGGAUAGAAAGCCCACCAGAUCUCGAAACACUGGCACAAACAAUAAGUGAACCCGGGAAUACGAACACCAAUACUUGCCAAGUCCCUCCCUCUAUCCCCAUAUCCUUGGAGAGCCCAGCAGCCACUCCUUCUCCACCCAGCCAUUUUUCAAAGUCAACCACCCGCAGCGGUCGUGCGAUUACGUCUCCUGCCGCACCGAAAGUCGAACUUCCUCACCCAUCAUCCCCCAGCAAGAAGCACAAAAGUCCACAGUUGAUCGAUGAGCUACUCCGUAAAAAACUUCUAUCGCCCAUAACAAAGAAGCGGGACUCCCAACAUGGCCAUAUUUAUAUCCUCAAAAGUCCUAGCAACCCCUCGUUGGUGAAGAUCGGAUACAGCGAAGUUCCUGCCUCCCGGUUCGAGACUCACACAAUGAAAUGUCUCUCCGACCUCGAAGAUAUCGGGACCGCCUUAGGCGUUACCACUGACAACUUCAAACAUGCUUAUGUGGCGGAAUGUCUCGUUCAUCUAGAGCUACUUAAUUUUAGGGCUCAGGUUAAAUGCAGGUGCCUAACAAAGCAUAAAGAGUGGUACGAGAUUUCGAUCCCUCAUGCAGUGUGUAUUGUGCAACGCUGGAUCAAGUUCGUUCGCCAGCAUCCCUUCACCACAGAUGACCGACUCAAUGACUACUACCUUGAACGCCUGAAGGUCAUGCCAAGUCCUCUUCCAAAUGAACUUUUCGACCACCACGAGCCGCGGCAUGAGAGAUGGAGUAAAGUACUUUCAGAUCAGGGGUAUUAUCUGUUCAGUGUGAAGCAUUUCCUCUGUGCUCCGCUAUCAAUGAAGACCACAACGCGGAGAGGCUUUCUGUGGCAUCGUCGGUGGGUGAUUGGUUUGCUUGAAACGGUGAUUGAAGUGGUGUUUAUAGUAAACAGAGAAGCAGCGGGCUAUUCUGUGCAAUUUCCGUGA
This is a messenger RNA of Pseudovirgaria hyperparasitica, 1317 nucleotides long. RefSeq lists its product as uncharacterized. NCBI's taxonomy places the organism in Eukaryota, Fungi, Ascomycota, Dothideomycetes, Acrospermales, Acrospermaceae. The transcript has 3 exons. The coding region runs from base 1 to 1317 and encodes 438 amino acids. The record is from RefSeq and is a predicted model, not a curated record.